Messenger RNA from Neomonachus schauinslandi (Hawaiian monk seal), 3585 nucleotides. It is a transcript of the gene NCAPG2, whose product is annotated as non-SMC condensin II complex subunit G2. Gene Ontology annotation, cellular component: nucleus; condensin complex. The transcript has 28 exons. The record is from RefSeq and is a predicted model, not a curated record. The coding region runs from base 33 to 3482 and encodes 1149 amino acids. Gene Ontology annotation, biological process: mitotic sister chromatid segregation. NCBI's taxonomy places the organism in Eukaryota, Metazoa, Chordata, Mammalia, Carnivora, Phocidae.
CGGCGGGCUUCCGGGACGAGGUUACAGAAUAAAUGCCAUAUGAAAAAGUUUCAUCUAUCAUGGAAAAACGAGAGACAUUUGUACAAGCGGUGUCUAAGGAGCUGAUUGGAGAAUUUUUGCAAUUUGUUCAACUUGAUAAAGAUGCUUCUGACCCUUUCAGCCUAAAUGAAUUACUAGAUGAAUUAUCAAGGAAACAGAAAGAAGAGCUAUGGCAAAGGCUCAAGAAUUUAUUAAUAGAUGUGUUGUUAGAAAGCCCAGUGGCUGGGUGGCAGACGGUGGAAGUCCAGGGUGAAGAGGAUAUGGAAACAGAGCAUGAUUCAAAAAUGAAAAAAAACAUAGAAAUAAUUCAUGCAGUUACAUCUGUGGUUCUUGCUUCUGUAUCUGUAAUAAAUGAAAGUGAGAACUAUGAAGACUUACUGGAAUGUGCAGUUAUGUUGAAUGGUAUUUUAUAUGCAUUACCUGAUUCUGAAAAAAAGCUGCAGAGUUCCAUUCAGGACUUAUGUGUCAUAUGGUGGGAGAAAGGCCUGCCUGCCAAGGAAGAUAUGGGAAAGACUGCUUUUAUUAUGCUGUUAAGGAAGAGUCUAGAGACUAAAACAGGUGUGGACAUAUGUCGGCUUUGGCGUAUUCAUCAAGCUUUAUAUUGCUUUGAUUAUGAUUUAGAGGAAAGUAAAGAAAUUAAAGAUAUGCUACUUGAGUGUUUCAUAAGUGUUAAAUAUAUCAAGAAAGAAGAGGGAAGAAGAUUUCUUAGUUCUCUCUUCAAUUGGAAUAUAAAUUUUAUUAAAAUGAUCCAUGAGACCAUUAAAAACCAGUUACAGGGAUUACAAAAAUCUUUGAUGGUACACAUUGCAGAAAUUUAUUUCAGAGCUUGGAAAAAGGCUUCAGGGAAAAUAUUGGAGACAAUCGAAAACGGGUGCAUCCAGGACUUCAUGCACCACGGGAUCCACCUUCCGCGCAGGUCUCCAGUGCACCCCAGGGUGCGCGAGGUGCUGAGUUAUUUUCAUCAUCAAAAGAAAGUUCGUCAGGGAGUGGAAGAGAUGCUUUACAGAUUAUAUAAACCCAUCCUUUGGAGAGGACUAAAGGCCCGAAACUCUGAAGUCCGGUCAAAUGCUGCCCUGUUGUUCAUUGAAGCAUUUCCUAUUAGAGAUCCAAAUUUUAAUGCUAUUGAAAUGGAUAGUGAAAUUCAGAAACAGUUUGAAGAACUCUAUAGCCUUUUAGAAGAUCCUUAUCCGAUGGUCCGUUCUACAGGGAUCCUUGGUGUUUGUAAAAUAACUUCCAAAUACUGGGAAAUGAUGCCUCCAACCAUUCUUAUUGAUCUCCUCAAGAAAGUAACCGGGGAACUGGCAUUUGACACAAGCUCAGCUGACGUGCGCUGUUCUGUCUUUAAGUGUCUGCCAAUAAUUUUGGAUAACAAAUUAAGCCACCCAUUAUUGGAACAGCUUCUGCCAGCACUGAAAUACAGUCUCCACGACAAUUCAGAGAAAGUGAGAGUGGCUUUUGUUGAUAUGCUGCUGAAAGUCAAAGCCGUGCGGGCUGCUAAGUUUUGGAAAAUAUGCCCCAUGGAGCAUAUUUUGGUUCGUCUGGAGUCAGAUUCCCGGCCUGUGUCUCGGCGCCUGGUGAGCCUUGUCUUCAACUCUUUCCUGCCCGUGAACCAGCCCGAAGAGGUGUGGUGUGAGCGCUGCGUCACGCUGGUGCAGAUGAACCCCGCAGCCGCCAGGACGUUCUAUCGGCAGGCUCACGAGCACACCGCCUGCACGAACAUAGCAAAGCUGAUUCACGUGAUUCGCCACUGCUUGAACGCCUGCAUCCGGAGGGCCAUGCGCGAGCGCCACGAGAGCCACGAGGAGAGGGAGAAGGAGAACGUGAGUGUUCUGGACAACACAUUGUCUGUAAGCGAUGUUGCAUCCAUGGCCGGUUUGUUAGAAAUCGUUGUGAUUCUCUGGAAAAGUAUUCACAGAAGUAUGGAAAAUAAUAAGGAAGCCAGAGUUUACACCAUUAACAAGUUUGCCUCUGUGCUCCCUGAGUACCUGAAAGUCUUCAAGGAUGAUCGCUGCAAGAUCCCUUUGUUUAUGCUCAUGUCCUUUAUGCCGGCCUCUGCUGUGCCUGCAUUCAGCUGUGGUGUGAUUUCCACAUUAAGAAACCAGGAGGAAGGAGCAACAGACAAGCGCUAUUGUACUUUGUUGGACUGUCUCUGCUCCUGGGGACAAGUGGGACACAUUCUGGAACUCAUCUGCGACUGGCUGCCAGAAGAACAACCCCAGAACAAGAGUAACUCAGCAUCUAAACGGAAAGUGCAAAUCCAUGACACACGCCCAGUAAAACCUGAAUUGGCCCUGGUUUACAUAGAGUAUUUGCUGACCCAUCCAAAGAAUCGACAGUGCCUGCUCUCUGCUCCCCAGAAGAAACUUAACCACCUUUUGAAAGCACUUGAAAUGUCAAAGGCCGAUCUGGAAUCAAUUUUGCAGUUGCCAGGUGGGAAACCUCAUAACUUUAAUGAAGCAAUGGCCCUGCGAGCCUUCAGCCUCCACUGCCGGCUGAGUAUUCAUCUUCAGCACCAGUUCUGCUCAGAAGGGAAAGUUUACCUGUCCAUUUUGGAAGACACUGGGUUUUGGUUAGAAAACAAAGUUCUGUCUUUUAUUCAAGAUCAAGAAGAAGAAUAUCUCAAGCUUCAUAGGGUUGUUUAUCAGCAAAUCAUCCAGACCUACCUGACAGUAUGUAAGGAUGUUGUGAUGGUUGGCCUUGGCGAUUACAAGUUUCAGAUACAACUUUUACAAUGGAGUCUCCGAAUCAUGCAAACAGUGAAGGGCUUCUUUUAUGUGUCAUUACUUCUGGGCAUUCUGAAAGAGGUAACCAGAAGUUCCUUGAUGCAGAAACCAGACUCAGACGAAGAAGUUGCAACGCUGUUUGAUAUGGUCCAGAAAGUAUUUCAGAAACUGUUGGAAUGUAUGGCCCGGAGCUUCAGGAAGCAACCAGAAGAAGGCCUACGGCUUCUUUAUUCAGUUCAGAGUUCUCUCCAUGAAUUUAUAAUGACCGUUCAGUCUUGGCACAUGGACACGCCUGUCCAUCGGGGCAUGCUCUCGACUGUGAUUGCUGCAUCUGUGGUGGAGAUAAGUCACCAACUACGGAAGGUUUCUAAUAUGGAAGAGCUCACCACCCCUGAGGUUCUUUCAGACCUCCCACCAUUUUCAAGGUGUUUAAUAGGAAUGAUAAUGAAGUCUCCGGAUGUGAUCAGGUCAUUUUUAGAUGAAUUAAAGGCAUGUGUUACUUCUGAUGAUAUUGAAGGCAUUGUGUGUCUCACAGCUGUUAUGCAUAUUAUUUUGGUUAUUAAUAAAGGUAAACAGAGGAGUUCAAAAGUGAAGGAUGUUGCAGCCACUGUUCACAGAAAACUGAAGACGUUCAUGGAGAUCACUCUGGACGAGGACAGCACGGAGAGGUUUCUCUAUGAAUCAUCAUCAAGAACUCUGGGAGCAUUUCUGAAUUCAUAACCAAGCCAACAUCUUUGGUCAUGUGAAAACAGAGAAAAGGAUUUAGCAAAAGUGAAAUGAAUGUGUGUUUUUUAGUGUUUUUAAUGUUAGUAACCCAUAUCAU